Seriola aureovittata is the source of this 852-nucleotide messenger RNA. RefSeq names its product vasoactive intestinal polypeptide receptor 2-like. Gene Ontology annotation, cellular component: plasma membrane. Gene Ontology annotation, molecular function: G protein-coupled peptide receptor activity; peptide hormone binding. The transcript is spliced from 9 exons. The coding region runs from base 1 to 852 and encodes 283 amino acids. The record is from RefSeq and is a predicted model, not a curated record. Gene Ontology annotation, biological process: adenylate cyclase-modulating G protein-coupled receptor signaling pathway; cell surface receptor signaling pathway. Lineage: Eukaryota; Metazoa; Chordata; Actinopteri; Carangiformes; Carangidae.
AUGGACUUCAGCCUGACUGCUGCCGUCUGCACGGUGAUCAUCACAACAUACAUGGUCAGUUCAACACAUCCAGAUUGUUCCAUCGUUCUUCAUCUGCUGAAGAAAGAAAAUGAGUGUAAAAUCCAAACGGAGACAGACGCUGCAUCACUCAGUUCAAGCAGUAAUAAAACUGCAGGUUGUGUGGUGGAGUGGGAUGGAGUGAGCUGCUGGCCGGCUGCGUCUGAAGAUGAGGUCGUCUCUGUCCACUGUCCCCUGCCGCUGACGAAGCCUGAAACUCCUCCAGGUGAACAAAGGUUUCACCUCCGGUGCCAAGCAGCAGUGACGUUCUUCCACUUCUGCGUUGUGUCUAACUUCUGGUGGCUGCUGGUGGAGGCUCUGUACCUGCAGACUCUGCUGCUGCUCGUCUUCACUCAGACCAGGAAGCUGCUCUGGAUCUACGCCGUCAUCGGCUGGGGUGCUCCCACGGUCACUGUUGUGAUCUGGGCUCUGCUGAAAACACAGCUCGAGGAUGAGGGCUGCUGGGACGACCUGGAGAGCCGUCUGUGGUGGAUAAUAAAGAUUCCCAUCCUGCUCUCCAUCUGUAUCAACUUCCUGAUCUUCCUGAACAGCAGGAUCAUCGUUCAGAAGACCAAGGCCACACAUGUGAAUCCAAGUGAGACACAUCUGUACAGGAGGCUCCGUCGCUGCACCCUCCUCCUCAUCCCUCUGUUCGGGCUUCACUACAUGGUGUUUGCCCUGUUCCCGGAUCAUGUUGGUGUGGGACCCCGACUCUACCUGGAGUUAGUUUUAGGCUCCUUCCAGGGUUUUAUUGUUGCUGUGUUGUACUGUUUCCUGAACGGAGAGGUAAGCUGA